CUGAGUCACUCCGCCGCAUAUAAUCCAGUCAUGCGUGAUUUUUGCACUGAGCAGUCGUAUUUUUAGAAAGAAAUAAUAAUUUGUGAUGUUUAGUGCGUUUUUGGAUUGCAGGUUUAGGAGUCAUUUUAAAAGAUGGCGCAUUUCAUUCCGGUACAAUUAUCAGGAAACAAUCUGGGAGAGCGGCAUCUUCAUCUAAAUUCAUUGGUCAAGAAUGCUUUCCAAACAUCAGUGUCAUUUGAGUCCAUACAAGACCUUCCUGAAGCCUCACUUGUGGACAGACUAUUCAAGAUCGCUAUAGCUUCAAAGCAAAGAAACAUUGAUUACAUAAUCAAAAAUCUAAAAGAUCCCGACAUGUUAUUUGUUUCAAAAGCUUUAAAAUGCACAUGGAUAUUGGACCCUGAAUACAAAGAUAAAAUAAAUGCGAACUAUUUGGAGAAUGAGCUGUUUCCACAAAUGACGUCAACUGCCGUUCAUAAAAUGCAGCAUUGGAUACAACAACACUUACGUGAUCCGGACAGAUGCAAAGAUUUUUACACGUAUUACAAGGAAAAACAGUUUAAAAUAGCAAUCAAAUUUCUUUGGCAUUGCUCCAAUAAGUAUAUACUCGAAGAGUUUAAAAAUAUCAUAGACAAAACAGAUGCACGUAAUUUGAAAGUACUUAGUGAAAGAUGCCCACAAUUAAUUGGAAUAUUUUACGAAAAUUUUGAACAAAACCAAAAUUUCUUAAAACAUUACCUUGACGAUGAGCAGUCAUUCUUUUCUAAUCUUAAAUAUAUCUUGAAAUCAGACCCUGAAACAUUUUUCUAUGUUGUAGAAAAAUACUUCAAUGUUCAGAAGUUUAACAAUUUUGGGCCGGACCUUACAAAGCACAUAAUGGUUCAUCACAGACAUAGAUUCUUUUCUAAAUCGGAAUUGUACACAGCGUGGUUACUAGACAUUCAUACUAUAGCCAAGUAUUUGAGCCCUAAGGAAGUAAAAGAAGUUGUUCUAAAAUUAGCAAGAGCGGAUUUCUUGGGAAACUGGUUUACUUAUCAAAAUGUAGAACCUUUGAUCAAAAGGCUGGACAAAAAUGAAAGAGUGGCGUUUAAAAACCUUGUGUUUGUUGAUAAAACUAUUGGAGAAAAACUUAAAGAGUGGCCGUAUACCCCUCCUAAUUCACCAGUUAUGAAAGAAAUUAAUGGCUACAGCCUUUUUAAGGACAAAAUGUAUUCAUAUACAAAGAAGAAAGUCACAAAACGACUAAUUAAAAAAAAGAAAGGAAAACUAUGUGAAAAUAUUAAGAUUUGUGCACGCCGAACGCUACUAGAUGAAUUAUUCGAUCAUUUUCGUUUUAUGGGUUUCGAAGCAACUUUGUCCGAACUUCGUAAACGUCUUAAAGCGGAGAGUAAUCUCCAAAACCGUGAGUUCAUGAUGCUAGUGCUAGUCAGCAAGUCUGGUGGGAACGAAAAUAGUCUUCGAACCUUGUUUGGGCUACUAUCACAGUAUAGAAAUGAGCCUGUGCACUUUCGAGCAGCUAUUAUCCGAAGUCUUGUUAAACGUGCCUUUGUCUGGCGUUUACCUGAUGAUCUUUGGGAUAACCUGCUGCAAUGGGCACACGGUAUGGGUUUGGAUGGAAACCCCUCAGAAAUUAAUUGCACUGAAGGGUUGCACGCGGUUAUCUUGCGAAAUCUUCUCAGCGAUCGUGAAUUCGAUCCAGUUGCUACAAGAUUAUUCUUUGAUAACUUUACAUACUUUACUGAGUAUUCAUUAAGUACUGUAGAACGCAGGUUACUUAGAGCUCGUCUACCUAAGUUACUACUCGACUCAGCUAUUUCAAAAACGGGAUCUGGAAAACAGUCGAUUUUAGAGCAAUUAUUAAUUAUACUUGAUGCGUAUCAUAUUCCUUAUAACAAGUUUUCUGGUGUUAUAGAAACUAUAGCAACAGCUGUCCAAGAAGAUCGAGAUUCUUCUGAAUACCUACUCACCCGUUUGUACAAUGCCCGCGUGGCUCGUAAACAAUUCUUCAAGGAGAAUUUUCAUUUCAUUCAUGGUAAUGCAUCAUACACGAACGCCUUACGACAUGAUAUAUCAGUAAUUCAUGUUAAUAAUAGUGAUAGGCUACUAGAAGAUGACGAAAUGGAAAUAUUUUCUGGUUAUACGAUUUUUUAAGAAAAUUACUGAUAUAUUUUGCUGAACCUGGAGGACUAGCAGAACAGUUUCAUGAUUUUUUUAAACGCUUAGCUGAAACAAGGCCACAUGCCUGCCUCGCAAAGCCUUUGAGUCUGUUCCUUGGACGAGAUUUCAUUAAGGUACUCAAAACUUUAGAUACUGCCCCAGAAAAAUCAGCAGAAAGACGUUUAGCGGCUGCAUUAAGAGCAAACGCUCAUAACACCAGACCAAGAGUUGAUUUAAGAGACAUCGGUUGGCGACCAGCAGCAGCAAAAGCAAUAGCUAACUUAGUUUAUAGUAGUCCUCGAAACCAGCUAAACGAUAUGGUCAAGGAACUUUUAACAUGGGGACGUACUAUUCGAUUGGCACUAUGUUUGACAGAUGAUGAUGAUAUUAAAAUCUCUGCAUAUAAAGCAUUGGUAGAGUUAAGGCCAGGCGUAGCUCUUAAAAUGUUUUUACGUUAUUUAAAAGUUGUAAAAUUUGACAAUGAACUUUUUGAGAUCUGGAAUACUGUAAAAUCUCUUAUUACUAAACUGGAUCUUACUAAGCGUCCCAGACUUUGUGACAAUCUCAAAAAUAUUAAAUUUGUGCCAUCCUCAAUUAAAUCCGAAUAUUGUGUUCUUGUAUACCAAGCUUUUAGAAAACUAGAUGAUGAUGAAAGUCCUUUGCAUAACAAGCUAUCACUAAAUGUACUUUUCGAUAUAGAAAAUAUAUGUUACGAUGUAAAUGAAUCAUUUUUCUGUAAUCUUGUAAACACAUUAAUACAAGAUAAAAAAUUAUUGAAUUGCGAAUGUUCCUAUAGACAACAAUCAUGUUUAUAUAUUCGACUUAUCACAAAAUACAUACUGCUUAGUGAUUCUGAAGACUCACAAAAUAUAAAAAUGAAGAGUUUAGAAUUAUUUUUGAAACGACUUGAAGAGUUUUGGAAUAUAUGCGAUGACAAUUCGAAAUGUUUAUUUUUGGAGACAUUUUUACAAUCGUUGAAAUACAACAAGGUAUUUUUUGAUAUCAAGUAUGUCUCUUGCAUGCCUGUUUUUGAAAGAAUUCUUACUUGGUUGCACAGUCUCUUUACUAUCGAUAAGUGGUUUGAUGUUUACGUCAAAUUACAUUUAACAAUGCUUUUUAUAAAGUAUCUCAAAUUUGUAUUAGUCAGAAAGCUGAAUACUUUACUAAAGAUCUUGAAAACCUUGACAAGGGUAUUGAAAUGUUCGGAAAUAUUUUCGGAAGAUUACUUGCGCGUGAUUAUGAAGAACUACAAUCAAGAUAUUUUCAAAGCAUAAAAGAAAUAUAUAGGGAACAGUUAAUGGAAUAUUUAAAAGAUUAUAUUGAUUAUACAUCAUUUGAUUACAGCAAAGAGAGGUUUGUUGUUACUAUUAUAAAAAGUAUUUUAAAUGAAAAAGAAGCUAAAGAAGCUCAUUUUUUGGCUUGUCAUUUGUUUGUACGGCAUGAAGGGAGAUAUUUUAAAUACGGUAUAGACUUUAGUGAUAUUAAGAAUAGUUUGAAUGAUAUCAAUAAUAACGAAAUACGCUUCUAUUUACAAUUUCAAUAUUAAAUGAAAUUUGGGCU
Messenger RNA from Leguminivora glycinivorella, 3714 nucleotides. RefSeq lists its product as uncharacterized. Bases 133 to 2148 code for a protein of 671 amino acids. NCBI's taxonomy places the organism in Eukaryota, Metazoa, Arthropoda, Insecta, Lepidoptera, Tortricidae. The record is from RefSeq and is a predicted model, not a curated record. The transcript has 2 exons.